Molecule: messenger RNA, 2264 nt
Organism: Nelumbo nucifera (sacred lotus)
Lineage: Eukaryota; Viridiplantae; Streptophyta; Magnoliopsida; Proteales; Nelumbonaceae
Product: DEAD-box ATP-dependent RNA helicase 18
Molecular function (GO): ATP binding; nucleic acid binding
Source: RefSeq, a predicted model, not a curated record
CCAAGCUUUUCCCGAUGCGCAUCCAUCAAACCCUACUCGAGUACUCAUGAGAUCGUGCAUAUUACCCAAAUGCCAGUAGCGGCUGUUAAUACCUUCUUCAAAAUAUACAACUGAAUUGCAGUGGAUCGCAAAUCAUGGCCGAGGCGUCGACGGAUUCUCUCAAUAGAGUGCUGACAAAUGUUCGCUUCUCUGAGCUGAAACCACCACUGUCACCUCCCGUUCUCGAUGCUCUAACGGGAGCUGGUUUUCACUUCUGCACACCAGUUCAGGCUGCCACAAUCCCGUUAUUGUGCAGUUUUAAGGAUGUCGCCGUCGAUGCCGCUACUGGUUCAGGAAAAACCCUAGCUUUCGUGGUUCCUCUUAUCGAGAUCCUCCGACGAUCUUCAGAGACUCCGAAACCUCAUCAGGUCAUGGGGGUAAUUAUUUCUCCUACAAGAGAGUUGUCAUCACAAAUAUAUCAUGUUGCAGAGCCUUUCAUUUCGACAUUAGUGAAUGUUAAGCCUAUGCUUCUUGUGGGGGGUUUAGAUAUAAAGGCGGACAUGAAGAAAAUAGUGGAGGAAGGAGCAAAUUUGUUGAUAGGCACACCUGGGAGGCUAUAUGAUAUCAUGGAGCGCAUGGGUGUUUUAGAUAUGCGGAAUCUUGAGAUUCUCAUCUUAGAUGAGGCCGAUAGACUCUUGGAUAUGGGGUUCCAAAAGCAGAUAAAUUCCAUUAUAUCUCGCUUACCAAAGCUUCGUAGAACUGGUCUUUUUUCAGCUACUCAAACUGAGGCUGUUGAAGAGCUUACAAAGGCAGGACUAAGAAAUCCUGUGAGGGUUGAAGUUCGUACAGAAGCCAAAGUAUUGGAUGAGUUGGCAUCCUCACAGCAACCAAGCUCUUCGAAAAUGCCCUUGGGCCUUCAUAAUGAGUAUUUGGAAUGUGAAGCUGAGAAGAAGCCAUCACAACUUGUUGAUUUCUUAGCAAAAAACAUGUCCAAAAAGAUCAUUGUUUAUUUCAUGACAUGUGCUUGUGUUGAUUACUGGGGAGCUGUCCUUCCAUGCCUUACUGUUCUUAAAGGUUGUCCUUUAGUUUCUCUUCAUGGGAGGAUGAAGCAGACUGCAAGGGAGAAAGCAUUAACAUCCUUUAGUGCCCUUUCAAAAGGAAUUCUUCUAUGUACCGAUGUAGCGGCACGGGGGCUUGAUAUUCCAGGGGUUGAUUGGAUUGUGCAGUAUGAUCCCCCUCAAGAUCCAAAUGUUUUCAUACACAGAGUUGGCCGAACUGCACGGAUGGGCAAAUCGGGAAGUGCCAUUGUUUUACUAUUGCCAAAGGAGGAAGCUUAUGUGGAGUUCCUGCGAAUCAGAGGGGUCCCUCUUGCAGAGAGAAAAUGUUCUGAUGAGGCUCUUGACAUUAUUCCUCAGAUAAGAUCUGCAGCAAGAAAGGAUCGUGAUGUCAUGGAAAAGGGAAUCAAAGCAUUUGUCUCAUACAUCCGUGCAUACAAGGAACAUCAUUGCUCCUAUAUUUUUAGGUGGAAAGACCUAGAGAUUGGGAAGUUGGCCAUGGGAUAUGGCUUGUUGCAGCUUCCUUCAAUGUCUGAGGUGAAGCAUCACUCACUCUCUGUUGAUGGUUUUACUCCAGUUGAUGAUAUCAAUGUGGCAGAGAUCAAGUACAAGGAUAAGCUUCGUGAGAAACAAAGACAGAAGAACUUGAAGGCAAAGAAGACAUUAGAGCAUCAAGAGGAAAAACCCCAAAAGCCCAAAUCAAAUGUAAAUGCUCCAGCUAAAGUUACGAGAAAGAAAACUGCUAGGCAGCGGCGGGCUGCCCAGACUGUUGAAGAUGAGGAAGAGUUGGACCGGGAUUACCGCUUACUGAAAAAACUGAAGAAAGGGGCUAUUGAUGAAAGUCAAUUUGCAAAGCUUACAGGAACUGAAGAAUUGCUUUGAAGGGCGUCGCUUACAAAUUGUGUAGUAAACCCUAUUCUGAGGACUCUGUAACACUGGAGGCAGGACGGGAGAACAAAAAAGCAUAUCAAAGAAAUAUAGACAGGAAACAUGGCUUGAGGUAACAGUUUGGGAGAAGAGCGCGGCAGAGAAGUAUAGAUGGGCAAGCAAAUUGUAUAUGGGCCUUUUCUAUGCAGCGAAGAAAAGAAGAAAAUGUUUUUUUCUUGUAAAUUAUUACUUGCACAUUGAAGAUUCAUUUUGGAGCAAGAUGUGAGAAAGAAAAGCAUCUUUAUUUAACAGUGUUCAACCGAAGAAAUUAAUGCCUGUCGUUUAUUUGAUGGUUCUUAAAAA